AGAAAUCGAUUUGGAAAAAUUUUCGGAUUAGUUUAUCAUCAUUAUUCUGAUUCUGAUAUCGUGAUACUCUAAUAUAAACAUGACACAUUUAUCACAAUUGGUUUCUCUUGGAUUACAAAAUAUCCGACAAACUCUAGUGUCCUGCAAUAUUUAUAACAAUUUGGUGAAAGUAUGUGUCAGACACGCUUCAAAGAAAAGCAGUACGAGCACUAAGAACAAGGGUGGCCAUCCUAGACCAAAACACAGAGGAUGGAAAGUACAGGAUGGGACUUCUGUAUAUCCAGGCAGGUUAUUGGUCAGACAGCUAAAAAUGAGAUUCCAUCCAGGUCUUAAUGUUGGUUUGUCACGAGAUGGAUCUUUAUUUGCUUUGCAACCAGGCAGAGUGGUAGUAACUUGUGAAAAAGUUGAUCUCAACUGGGAGAACUUUUGGGUUAAACGCGAUUAUGCCGGACGUGAAAAUCAAGUUAUAUAUAAGAAACACUUUAAUAUUAUUCCCAAACCACAGCAUAAUACAUUCAAAUUAAUAGACACAAUUUAAAUAUAUAUGUACAAAAACAUGUAAAAGCAAUUUUUCGAAUGUUU
Cyphomyrmex costatus is the source of this 582-nucleotide messenger RNA. It is a transcript of the gene mRpL27, whose product is annotated as mitochondrial ribosomal protein L27. Gene Ontology annotation, cellular component: ribosome; mitochondrial large ribosomal subunit. The record is from RefSeq and is a predicted model, not a curated record. Lineage: Eukaryota; Metazoa; Arthropoda; Insecta; Hymenoptera; Formicidae. Gene Ontology annotation, molecular function: structural constituent of ribosome. The coding region runs from base 80 to 538 and encodes 152 amino acids. Gene Ontology annotation, biological process: translation. The transcript is spliced from 4 exons.